UAGAAAAGGAUAGGAACACCCCCGGUAAGGGUAAUAUAGCUAGCUCAUUCGCUUCCCGGCGCUCGUAGCGAACGCACGUCUCGCGGUUCGAUCUAACUGUACGUGACCGAUCGCGGAAAACUUUUCAGUGCAGUGUCGACUUCGCGACAGUUCUUGAAUAUGAACACGAUUGUAUUACUGUGUACUGAGUGAAUAGACUCAUAGACGACUUGAGUGUUUUGAAGAGGCUAAUUAAGAGCUAGGCUAAUUGGCGGGCCGGCGUUUCAUGAAGUGCGAGAGGCGGACGCCGCAACAGUCAGGCGGCACAUUACCAGUAGCAGGAGCCGGCAGGGGAAGUCCAGCACAGAACAUGCUCGCCAUGGAUGUCACCAAGGAGGCGCGAGCUUCUCCUCUACCAGCGGCCGCACAGAGUAGCACCACGCCAGCUUCACAGCCUCAACCCCAGAUUUGUGCGGGAUGCAGCAAGGUGAUAACAGAGCGAUAUCUGCUGAAGGCUCUCGAUCAACUGUGGCAUGAGGACUGUCUCAAGUGUGGCUGCUGUGACUGCAGGCUGGGAGAGGUCGGCCACACUCUCUAUACUCGGGCCAAUCUUAUACUCUGCAAGAGAGAUUACUUGAGGUUAUUUGGCAACACCGGAUACUGCGCUGCAUGCAACAAGGUGAUCCCCGCAUUCGAGAUGGUGAUGCGCGCGCGCAGUAAUGUCUAUCACCUGGAAUGCUUCGCGUGUCAACAGUGCAAUCACAGAUUUUGCGUGGGAGACAGAUUCUAUCUCUGUGAGAAUAAGAUUCUGUGCGAGUACGACUAUGAAGAGAGGCUGGUGUUCGCCAACAUGGCGUACAAUCCCCCACCACUAUCUCAUCUGAAGCGACAGACAACCCACAUACCUCCCCCACCGACCAGCAAUGCGAUGGGUGGCCUGAUGAACGGCUCAAGUCGUUCCGGAGACCACAACAACAACAUGUCCGGUUCAUCACCAGCCCAAUUCAACGCUCCCCCGCACCUCAAACCCCUGGGCCUGUCUGCGAGCAGCUGAGACUACCGACUCUGAGGCCUACCCUCGUACACCAGAUAUUACAACUAACCAGUUCGGUGAACACUCGCCUUUACAACGGUGGUUGCUUAGUGUGUGCAAAGACUUAUUCAGAACAAACUUAGCGAGCAAAAUGAAUGCCAAAUGUUAAACUAAUUCGUCAUUAAAUAGAUAGAAAUAUUGGUUAUAGGUAUGUAUGUAAGUAUUCUUAAAACUGUCAUUAAGUAAGCUGAUCUCAUAAGGCAUUGUAUAUUAGAAUAUAAAUAUUUAUAAGUAUUUGAAAAUGAAAAGCGGGUUGAAAGACUGUAAGAAAGAAAGGCUUUUCUUGGAUUGAAAAUUAAUAAUAGUAUUCGGUGCGUUGGUAUUAUAUUAAUAAUAAUUAUAUAAUUAUUACUUACAACAAUUGUUUUAUAUCCAUUUUAUUUAGGUAUUCAAAUAGCAAGCCUUAGAACGAAAUAUUUUAUUUUAUUCACAUUUUAAUGUAAAUAGUUAAAUAUUUUUAAUUGGCUUAGCCUUACUUUGAUUUAGAUAAAUUUUUAUUCCCAUAUCUUGUUAUUUUUGUACAUUAUUAUAAUUAACUGUUAAGUUUUGUAAACAUUGUUAUAAUGUAUGUAUUAUUUAUGUGAAUACAGAUGACUAUUGUAAUAUAGAUCGAUUGAUGUAAUAUAGAGGAAUACGUGUUAAUUAAACAAAAUUAUUAAUUAUUAUUCCAAUAGUUCAAAUUAUUAAACUUAGUAGUAUUUAUAAUUAAUUCAUGUAAUAUCUACUGGUAUAUAUAUGGAGAUACUACCAAUUAUUCCUAAUUAAAAAUGACUUGUCGUUGUAUAUUCGAAUACGUAGCAUAUUAUGAGUAUUUGGAAUUUCCCAACCAAUGAUAUGACCAAAGAAGUAGUUGAUUAAAACAAUGUUAAAAAUAUA
Molecule: messenger RNA, 1948 nt
Organism: Leptidea sinapis
Lineage: Eukaryota; Metazoa; Arthropoda; Insecta; Lepidoptera; Pieridae
Gene: Bx
Product: LIM domain only protein 3
Exons: 6
Coding region: 266-1033 (255 amino acids)
Biological process (GO): positive regulation of transcription by RNA polymerase II
Cellular component (GO): nucleus
Molecular function (GO): transcription coactivator activity; DNA-binding transcription factor binding
Source: RefSeq, a predicted model, not a curated record